This is a messenger RNA of Girardinichthys multiradiatus, 4621 nucleotides long. RefSeq names its product insulin-like growth factor 3 (gene igf3). Gene Ontology annotation, molecular function: hormone activity. The coding region runs from base 3274 to 3849 and encodes 191 amino acids. Gene Ontology annotation, cellular component: extracellular region. The transcript is spliced from 4 exons. The record is from RefSeq and is a predicted model, not a curated record. NCBI's taxonomy places the organism in Eukaryota, Metazoa, Chordata, Actinopteri, Cyprinodontiformes, Goodeidae.
AUACAACAUUUCAGAUUCAUGUACAACUCCAACCCUAAUGAAGUUGGGACUUUGUGUAACACGUAAAUAAAAAUAGAAUACAGUGAUUUUGCUAAUCCAGUUAACACAGAACACCCAGAAACGCUGCCAGCUUCUCUGGACCCCAGUUCAUCUGAGAUGGACCAAUUGGAAACGGGUUCUUCGGCCCGAUGAGUCCAAAUUUUUAAUUUCUUUGGAAAUCAUCGACAUCGUGUCCUCCGGGCCAAACAGGAAAAGAACUAUCUUGAUUGUUAUCAGUGGAAAGUGGAAAAGACAGCAUCUGUGUUGGUAUGGGUUGUGUUAGUGCCGAUGGCAUGGGUAACAGGCACAUCUGUGAUUUCACCAUUAAUGCUGAACGGUACAUCCAGGUUUUGGAGCAACAUCUGCUGCUAUCCAGCAUUGUCUUUUUCAGGGUUGUCCUGCUUAUUUUAGCAAGGCAAUGCCAAGCCACAUUCUGCAUGUGUUAUAACAGUGUGACUUUAUAGUAAAAGAGUUCUGGUACUAGACUGGCCUGCCUGCAGUCCAGACCUGAAAAUGUGGCUCAUUAUGAAGCACUAAAUACAACGGAAACCCUGGACUGUUGAGCAACUGAAGUUGUUCAUCGUGCAAGAAUGGGAAAGAUUUCCACCUACAAAGCUUCAACAAUUAGUUCCUAAGUUCCUGACCAGUUAUUGAGUUGUUAAAAGGAAAGAUGAUGUAUCACAGUGGUAAACAUGACCCUGUCCCAGCUUUGUUGGAACAUUUUGCAAGUAUCAAAUUCAUAAUGAAGGAAUAUUUGCAAAAAAACCAAGAGUUCAUUGAACAUUAAAUAUCUUUUCUUUUUAGUGCAUUGUGCAACUGCAUAUAGGUUGAACAGGAUUUGCAAAUCGCUAUUCUGUUUUUAGUUAUGUUUUACACAACGUCCCACUUUCAUUAAGGUUGGUGUUGUAAAUCUUUUUUGUGGUAUGGAAGCCCCGAAGUGAAGAGAUGUGUUGAUUUUAUUGCUGUGUGACAAGUUGCUGAUGAGCAUAAUCACCUUCUUUUAGUUCUUUAAAACAACUUCUUUAGUUUCAGAAACAAUAGAGAUGGGGAAAACACUGGUAAUAACUGCAAAAUGGACAUGAAACAAUAAGCAAGGGUUAUAUGGAUAUGGACUUGGUUGGGCUGUGGAGAACUGGUUCCAGUUAAUUGAGGUUCAUUAAUGGAAUUAUUUAGUCUUUUCUGUUAAGUAAAAGGGUUCUUUGUUGGCCUGCUUUUGUUUGGUGUUCGUGGAGAAGGGGAACAGAACCUCAAACCGUAACAGUUGUACUACAGUUUGAUUCACGUGAGCCACUGUUAACAACUUGUGAUGUGAUUGGACAUCACUCGGUGAAUAUUUUCCUGUUCUGGCGAGCAGAGCAGAAGAAGAGGUUGGUUACAGAAUCUGCAGCUUCCCACACAGAGCUCCAUCUGUGUUAGAAAUAGACAUGGUUAUCUUUCAAAAACAAAAAUGAUAAAACUUUAAAGUCACCUUUUAAAGUGAUGUCACUGAUGGCUGCUUUAAACAAGUUCUAACUUGUGUAAUAAAAUUCUUAAAAUCUCUGCAAUUUGGGCAGCUAUUGCUCCAAAUAUAAUCAAAUACCAACCUGAAGGCUUACAAAACGUUCAAAUAUAAAUGGAUUAAGUCAGAGUGGAUUCCUCCACCUAUUUCAUGUCUAUAAGCUGCAAAGUUUGGGGCAAAGUGGUCUGAAUCCCAAACACAGAGGUUAGAAUUAUGUUAAUCAAGUAAAGAAAGAAAAACCUUAACAGUGUAGUUUAGAUAGAAUGAGUUGGACAAUUUAGUAAUUUUCUUUACUUCUAAAUCACCAUUUUUAAGGUGUUUGUUACAAGCAGUCACCAUUAUUGCCUUUAAAAACAUUUUAGAAUGCAGUUCUUCUUAUGGGGACGCACUUUGCUGUUUCACAUAUUUCAGCCACCAGGGGGAGUCCUCUCUUAUGAUUUCCUCUGGUAUUUUGGUAUGUCUAAAAAUGAAUCACUUGCAAAUGAUCAGCACUUCGCGUCCUGUGUGAGACUGAAGAAGAAAACCCAGCGAAGUUUUCAGCUAACGGUCCUGCUGGACCUGACAUUGUGUUUUCUCUCUGUCAAACGGUUUUAUCUUUGGAUUUCCCAUAGAUUUCGCUGCAGCUGACAGAACAAACUGAGUCUCUGUGACAAAAGAUCCUAUUUAGAAUCGGUUCUUGACUAAUUGUCAUACAAUUCAAAAAUCAGACUUGGGUCACAAAAAAAAAAAAACUUCUCAAAAUAAUAAGGUAUUUCACUCAUUACAUGAAAAUGAGUGAAAAAGCAGCCAAAGUCCAAAAGAAAUACAGACCCAUUCAAUAAAUUAGAAUAUUCUUGAAAAGUUCAUUUAUUUCAAUAACUUGGCUCAUUAAGUGAAACAUCAUAUACAUUCACUGCACACUAACUAAUAUUUUCAAGCCUUUAUUUCCACUGAAAUAUGAGGAUUUUCUGCUUCCAGCUGAUAAAAACACGACACUUAAGAUUAGAAUAUUACACCAGACCAAUAGAACAAACUUUUUUAUUACAGAAAUGUGGGCUUUUUGAAAGGUAUGUUUUAUACCAGCUUUAAGACUUUUUUCAAAAAAAUACUAUGUGACAAACAAGCUUCACUGGAACACGUUCUAAUUGAUUGAAUAUGACUAGUUAAGACCUGGAUCAGGACUUUUGCACAGUGCUUUGUUUUUGUUAGACUUUUAAAAUGACUGCUUGUAGAUGUAAUCACUAAACUACCCAUAUAAGUGUGCAGGCCAUCUUUGCAAAUAUAUGCUUCUGCUGUUCUCACACUAUGAGGAUUUUCCUCAGAGCUUUGUAAUCAAAAGCCUUUACUUGAACUUUAACUGAUACAUAAGAAAGCUGAUUUUAUUAUGCUUUAAAAGAAGGCAUAUAUGUGUGUUAUACAACAAAUACAACAACUCUUCUUUAAAAUUUUCCUAAAAUCUAACAGGAAAUGUAAGGUAUCCAUCCAUGAACACCACAGUUAGUCUUUCUGAAAAUGGAUGAAACUGCCUGAGUCCUUUAUUUUCUCAUUCUGAUACUGAAAUAAAGGAAUCUUGUUUGUGCCUUGUUACGUGACAGUGAUACGGCACAGUAAAUAACCUGAUAGUCGUUUGGGACGAGAUCCGAGCAUGAAACUACGUCAGAAGCGUAGGAGGGAGAAAGCCUUGCUGCUGCUAACCUCCCCUCUGGUUUCCUCAGUAUAAAUCUGCAGGUCUGCUGAGGUCCGUCCACCCAGACAGGAUGCACCCUUCAUGCUGCCACACUGCCCCAACACUCACAGUCAAGGUGUUGUGUGUUCGGAUCUGCGUGUUCUACUGCAGCAUGUGUCUGGCAGGAUGGCCACUGUUCUUGGAGGCCGCCCAACUCCGCUGUGGUUCCGAGCUCCUCAGUGACCUCUUAUUUGUCUGCGGAGAUCGUGGACUCUACCUAGGUAAAGGGUCCUGGUCUGGUUAUGGUCCUCGGCCCAGAGGGAAGGGAAUUGUAGAUCAGUGUUGCAAAUCCUCUGGCUGUGAACUUUACCAUCUGGAGAUGUAUUGUGCCAAACCAAAGGCCAAACAGUUCCCUACAACUCCCCCAACCACAUCUUCAAACAACGCAACACACACCACCACUGCAGUCCUAGACAUGUUCGAAGCUGUGUUUCAGAGGAGACUCUUGGAGAACAUGGGAGCUCCCAACAGCCCAAAGAGAAGAGCCUACAGAAAUAAAAAUCUUUCAUCACUUCUGCAGAAAAGCAAAAUGUUCUCAUCACGCAGGAGGGUAAACACACAGAACUCAACCAGCUGGCCUCCUUCAGAAUCAGGAAGUCCCGAUUGAAGAGAUGCAUAAAGUUGACUUUUACCAGAUUCUACAUCAUUAGGACGCUUUAAAUAAAAGAAAAAAAUUAUGUCAACUUUAAGAAAUUCACUUGUAAGGAGAACAGCAGUCCAAUAAGAACCCUGAAGCAGUUUCGAAUCGACCGAUCUAGAGGGCUGCAAAGAACUUGGCAACUUUACCAUCAGCAACUAGCAGACCACUGAUCUGCUUCCAGAUCAGCAAUCAUGGAGCUCUCACUUCCUCUUUGACUUUCUUCAUCAUUACAGCUCUAGAUGUCCAUCGACACGAUAAUGAAUGUUUGCUUCAGUGUUUUCUGGUUUCAUCUUUAUAUCGCCGUACAGUAUUUCCAGGUUUAAAGACCAUGUAGUGGUGCUGAUUUGGAGCUUUAUGUGUGUGAUGUCUGAAGCUCUGGAGAUCCACACUCCUUCUAGCUCUGCUUUGGUUUCCACCUGUGCUGCAUUAUUUUACCAGCUCAUGUGUACCUGCUGUUUGCACAUGUUGAGUUACAGGUGAACACCUGUCUAAGCCACUGUAGUUCAUAUUUUUGGUUAGUUUUUUACAUGUUAGUGGGCUACAUAACAGUGUGGGUCUUUAUAUGUGAUUUAGCACUUUUUGUGGUUGAAUGGAAAUGUACUCCUAUGCAAAGAAAAUGUUUUGUACUGACUGUUUUUUUUAGCUUUAUUACAUUUUCAGCAUAAACAUGAUUUUUUUAUUAAAGUGUUACAUUGACCUAUUUAUUUCACAAUAACUAGAAUAAAUAUUACAGUUUUAA